GUCUGGCGCGGGAAAUUGUCACUGAGACAGUUGUCAGUGAUGGCGACAGAAGGCCUUUCACAUCGUAAGGUUUCCUUUGUCGGAUUUAAUAAAAAGACAACACCCAGCCGGCCUGCAUCUUACUCCAUCCUCUUCACCCAGAGCACGUAAGCAAACCCUGUGAAGCCAGAGGAGAUGGAUUGGUCCGAGCUAUAUCCAGAAUUCUUCGCUCCACUGACUCAAAAUCAGAGCCACGAUGACCCGAAGGAUAAGAGCGAAAAGAGAGCUCAAGCCCAAGUGGAAUUUGCAGACAUAGGCUGUGGCUAUGGUGGCCUGUUAGUGGAACUGUCACCGCUGUUCCCAGACACACUGAUUCUGGGUCUGGAAAUCCGGGUAAAGGUCUCAGACUAUGUACAGGAUCGGAUUCGAGCCCUACGAGCAGCUCCUGGAGGUGGCUUCCAGAACAUCGCCUGUCUCCGCAGCAACGCCAUGAAACACCUUCCUAACUUCUUCUACAAGGGCCAGCUGACAAAGAUGUUCUUCCUCUUCCCUGACCCACAUUUCAAGCGGACGAAGCACAAGUGGCGAAUCAUCAGUCCCACACUACUGGCAGAAUAUGCCUACGUGCUGAGAGUUGGGGGGCUGGUAUAUACUAUAACUGAUGUGCUGGAGCUACAUGAAUGGAUGUGUACCCAUUUUGAAGGGCACCCCCUAUUUGAGCGUGUGCCUCUGGAGGAGCUGGAACUAGAAAGAAGAUCAACCCCCUGGACCUUCCCAGCUGAGACUGCUGGGGCUUUGAGGCAACAAUCUCUCAAAGAAGUUGGGGGACUGCCCAGGGCAGAGCCCUGGUUUUCAUUACUACCCUUGCCUCGUCCUUUCCUGCCCCUCCAUUGCCAACAGGAAGUAGAAGAAGCUGACUGAGAAGAUCAGAAGACCUUGAACCAGUAGGGAUAUUUGGGAGGAUUGGGGUCUUGCUCCUCCUUAGCACUUCCUUCUCCCUCUGGGAUCUCUCCUCAGCUGGAGUGAGGAAUACAGUUCUCCACUGUCCAUCUAAACGGCCUGCUAAGUUCAAA
This is a messenger RNA of Myotis myotis, 1052 nucleotides long. RefSeq names its product methyltransferase like 1 (gene METTL1). Bases 175 to 900 code for a protein of 241 amino acids. The record is from RefSeq and is a predicted model, not a curated record. Lineage: Eukaryota; Metazoa; Chordata; Mammalia; Chiroptera; Vespertilionidae. Gene Ontology annotation, cellular component: tRNA methyltransferase complex. The transcript has 6 exons. Gene Ontology annotation, biological process: tRNA methylation; RNA (guanine-N7)-methylation. Gene Ontology annotation, molecular function: tRNA (guanine(46)-N7)-methyltransferase activity.